Messenger RNA from Seminavis robusta, 735 nucleotides. The record is from the annotation of a GenBank genome assembly. NCBI's taxonomy places the organism in Eukaryota, Bacillariophyta, Bacillariophyceae, Naviculales, Naviculaceae.
AUGACGACAAUCUGUUUGAUCAAGGACGCAAUCGCCGCUCUCAAGGAACGCAAUGGCUCCUCAAUACUCGCCAUCACCAAGUGGAUUGAGUCGGAAAAAGAUACCACUGUCAAGAAGCACCUUCUCAAGAAGGCGCUCGACAAAGGCGUCGAAACUGGCGAACUCGUCAUGGUCAAGAACUCGUACAAACUCUCCCCCGCGGCCAAGAAGAAAGGAGACAAGAAAAAAACCGCCCCCAAGGCCGCCCCCAAGGCCGCCGCAAAGGCGAAGAAGGCUGUGAAGGCAUCCAAGAAAACGAAAGAGGUGGCAGAGGACGUAUCUGAAACCUUUUCAGUGAAGAGUUCUGAGAAGGAGGACGAGAAAGAAGCCAAGAACAAACAAGCUGCGGCUGCGGAGAAGGAAGCCAAGAAAAAAGAAGCUGCUGCCAAGAAACAAGCUGCCGCUGCGGAGAAGGAAGCCAAGAAGCAGGCAGCAGCAGCUGAGAAGGAAGCCAAGAAAAAGGAGGCUGCCGCCAAGAAGGCGGCCGAGAAGGAGGCCAAGAAGCAAGCCGCAGCUGCGAAAAAGGAAGCUAAGAAGCAAGCGGCCGCCGCUAAGAAGCAGGCAGCUGCUGAAAAGAAGGCCACCAAGAAGGACGAUGCUACUGAAGAGAGCGAUUCAUCCGACAGCCCAUCCAUCCCCCACGAAGUAUCGGUUCGCACUCCUGUCAAGGGACCCGAUGCAGUUCCUGCGUGUUAG